Messenger RNA from Stylonychia lemnae, 1089 nucleotides. The record is from the annotation of a GenBank genome assembly. Lineage: Eukaryota; Ciliophora; Spirotrichea; Sporadotrichida; Oxytrichidae.
AUGAAGGCGUUGAUUUUGAUAGGUGGAUUUGGGAUGAGACUUAAACCACUAACUCUUACUGUCCCUAAGCCUUUAGUUGAGUUUGCUAAUAAACCUAUAUUAUGUUAUCAAAUAGAAGCACUAGUAAAAAUUGGAGUGACUGAGAUUAUUCUAUGUAUUAACUAUCAGCCUGAAGUGAUGGCCUAGCAAGUUAGGGAAUAUGAAGACAGAUAUAAUGUGAAGAUUACUUAAAUUCAGGAAGAAGAACCACUAGGAACAGCUGGUCCAAUCAAACAUGCAAGAGAAUAGUUGCUUAAAGAUGCGACUCAUCCUUUUUUCUUCGUAAUGAAUUCUGACAUAGUUUGCGAAUUCAAUCUCGACCAGUUGCUAGAGUUCCACAUCUCACAUGGAAAAGAAGCAUCUAUGUAUAUGACGACAGCUGAAGAUCCUUCCAAAUAUGGAGUCAUAGUUGCUGAUGAAAAUGGAAGAGUCUCCAAAUUUGUUGAGAAGCCUAAAGAAUUUGUAGGAAGUAAAGUUAAUGCAGGCCUCUACAUUAUAAAUAAUUCUCUUUUGGAUUAACUACCCAAGAGGCCUUGUAUGCUUGAGACCGAUAUAUUUCCCAAGCUGGCUGAAGAUGGCUCUCUUUAUGUAAUUAAUCUGAAAGGAUUUUGGAUGGAUGUUGGCCAACCCAAGGACUUUAUGAAUGGAACAAAACUCUACCUAUAAUAUCUGAAGGAUCAGGGUAGUGAAGAUCUUGCUCGAGGUGAUAAUAUUAUUGGGAAUGUACUCAUUCAUCCUUCAGCCAGAGUUGAUCCAUCCAGUGUCAUUGGUCCCAAUGUUGUUAUAGGAGAAGAUUGUGUGGUAUGGAAUGGAGUAAGAAUAUCCGAGUCAACUAUUUUUGGGAAAACUUAGAUUAAAGGGCAUGCUUUCAUCAGAAAUUCUUUAAUUGGUUGGUAAAGCAUUAUUGGUCAAUGGGUUCGUAUUGAGGGCGUGAGUGUCGUGGCUGAAGAUGUUUAAAUCAAAGAUGUAGUCUUCAUCAAUGAAAGCUUUAUUUUACCUCACAAGAAUAUCACUAGUAGCAUCCCCAAUCCGAGUACUAUCGUAAUGUGA